Heteronotia binoei (common prickly gecko) is the source of this 2264-nucleotide messenger RNA. RefSeq lists its product as uncharacterized. The record is from RefSeq and is a predicted model, not a curated record. Bases 90 to 2264 code for a protein of 724 amino acids. NCBI's taxonomy places the organism in Eukaryota, Metazoa, Chordata, Lepidosauria, Squamata, Gekkonidae. The transcript is spliced from 16 exons.
UGUUCAGACUAAAUUGUCCUGAAGCCCCUUGCUGGAGAUACUGGAAUGGAAAUUGUUAUUGCAUAAAGACUAGUCAGAAGAGAACUUGGAUGGAAGCACUUAAGUUUUGCAAACAGUUCAGAGAUACAGAAUUGCUAACAUUAACUAGUAUUCUGGAAAAGAGCUGGAUCUUAGGUUUAACAGUGGAUAAUUUUUGGAUUGGAUUGAAUAAUUUGGAAAAUACAGACACUUUUUCAUGGUCAGAAGGCACACCGGCAGAUAUGAGGUCCUCUUGGCUUAGGCUGUUGCAUCCAGUUCAGCCAAACACUCCAUAUUGUGUGAAGAUUUCCAAACGCAGCUUGAUUGCAUUAUAUUGUAAUACAGAGGCCCACUGGAUCUGCAAACGAGGGGCAUUUGUUGACCGAUACCAGGAACAUAAAGGAAAGGUGCUUCUCUCACCACCAAACUCUAUAUCACAAGUACAUGUAGAUCUGAUUUCUGCUAAGUCAGCAUGCUUAGAACUUAGGGAGCAGUGUACCGGGAUCACUACAUGGAAUAAUUCAUAUGCACUUGCCAGAGGAACUGUAUUAAUAAAAACUGAACAAAGCCAAUCUGUGGCUUUUGUAAAAUCAGAUUGUUCCAUGGGUUACUUUGGAAGUGAAUGUUCUUUUGUUUGCAGUCAGUGCCUUGAUGAUGAGCUGUGCAAUCCUUACACAGGAGUGUGUGAUAAUUUCCAUUCAUGUACUGCACAGCAUUCACCGUCUCACUGUGAAAGAGCUCUGACAAGUAAAUGGUGCCCUCGUUUUCCUGGCUGGAAAUAUUGGGAAGGCAGCUGCUACUACUUCAGUGAAGAGGCCAAGGCCAAUUGGUCUGAAGCUCGGAAACAGUGUAGAAGAUUUAGAAGUACAGACCUAUUGUGGAUUGAGAACAAACGAGAAAUGAAUUGGCUGAUCUUUGCAAGUUCUCUAGAAAUAUUGUGGACUGGAUUGAAUAGCCGAAAGCAAAGAAACAUAUGGGUUUGGUCAAAUAUGCAAUCGGCAGCUAAAGAAAUCCGCUGGUUACCAGUGGCAGGGAUCUCAUUAGGAAGAUGUGUAGGUCUUCUUUCAGCUAAUCAAAGUGCAUUCAGAUUGAACUGUGAUGAAAAGUAUAGAUGGAUUUGUAAGAAGAAGGAAAUGGAAGAAGUUUUUGACAUCUAUAUGGAUCGAUUUUUGUCGGGACCAUUAGAACCAGUUUAUUACUCCUCCAUUUUCUCUGCUAUGGUAGACUGCUUAAGUAAUUCCAGCUGUACAGGGAUAGUGAAAGAUUACCAGUAUUUCAGGAGAACAAGAGGCAUUGAUGAAAUUAAUACAUAUGAAGAAACUGCAACUUCAUUUGUAAAACGAGAAUGUUCAUAUGGUUAUUAUGGUGAGAACUGUGCCUUUGCUUGUAGAAAAUGCUAUGGAGGAUUCCGAUGUAACUCUGUAACUGGCCGCUGCCCAGAAAGGACAGAGUGUAUUGGUCGAUUCAAAGGCGAACUGUGUGAAUUAGGCAUCAAGAAUCCAAAAUGUCCUCAAAAUACUCCAUGGUGGUAUUAUAAUGGCUAUUGCUAUUAUUUUGAAAAAGAACUGAAAGUGCAGCACGCUAGGGCAACUAUACGGUGUUCCUACUAUAAAGAUGGUAACCUUGUCAAGAUUGACAGCGAGAAAAAAAAGACUUGGCUUGGUGAUAUGUUGGAAACAGAUAGCUGGACUGGAUUGCUGUAUGGAGGGACUACUUGGAAAUGGAGUGGUGGCCGGGAAAAUGUUAAUAUAUCACAAUUCAGCUGGUUGAGGGACAUUCCUGUGUCAGCAACUGGAUGUAUUCAGAUAAUAAGAGGAGGAAGACUUCAGUCAUUAUCUUGCACUGAAGAUCAUUCUUAUAUCUGUGAAAAGCCAAUAGAUGUUGACCUUUUCAUUGAUUAUCCUGGAAAAAUAAUUCUGGAUAUUGCUCCCUUGGCUUCGUAUAAAGAUCUGGAUGAAGCAAGAUUCCUUUGUAUAUUAAAUACAAAGUGUACUGGAAUAAGUUCCUUAGCAAAUGAACACUUCCUUGCUUCAGGAAUCGAAAUGGUGGAAGGUUUAGCUACUCAUAUAUUUCGCCUGAAAACCAGUUGCAAGCCAGGACGUCAUGGAUAUGCAUGUGCAGAAGAGUGCCCAGAAUGUAGCGAAAGUGCCCGUUGCAACAUGUUGACUGGCUUCUGUGAUGAAAAAUCCUCCUGCUUUCUGCCAUACACUGUAGAGCUUUGUGCAAAAAGCUUGGAACUGUUUUAG